AUGGCAGAUGACCUCCAAGCCUUACUCGUCGAGCAAUCCGCCACGAUUGCUGCCAUUAAACGAGUAAUACCGAAUUUCAAGAAGAUUGGCAAGGCGAACAUCACCAUCUAUAAGGCGAAAAAACGUGUGAAUGAUCUGGAGACCCUUUGGGAGAGGUGUCAGCGACUGAACGUGCGGCUCCUUCAGGCGGCCUCAGCCGAAGACCAACUCGUCGUCGAAUACUUUGCCGAUGAAGAAUUCUUAGCUGCCGAGGAUGCUUACCAUGAAGCCGCUGAUCAUCUUGCCGAUUGCGUGGGAAAAUUCUCCCAAGACCGGUCCGACGUCGCGGCCUCUUCGGUAAGCGACUCGUCCUUACGAGAUACCAGUGCGUCUUCGUUGCAGCUACCUCGCAUCUCUUUACCGAAAUUCUCCGGUAAGUUCACCGAGUGGGAGAAUUUUCGCGGAAUCUUCGAAUCGCUCGUCGCGUCGAAAGAAUCGUUGUCAAAUACACAGAAAUUACAUUACUUAAAGGCCUGCGUCACGGGCGAUGCCGCGGUGUUAAUAAACCACAUCCAGAUAGCAGACACGAAUUACGACGCUGCGUGGAAACUGUUAGUCGAAGAGUAUGAUGAUCAACGCGCUAUAAUUCACGCUCAUAUUCAGGCUUUCGCCGAGUUGCCUAUCAUGAAAACCGAAUCUGCGGGCGAGUUAAAGAAUUUACGCGAUACCGUUGCCGCGUCUCUAUCGGCUCUAACCAAUUUAGAAAGACCCGUUGAAAAGUGGGAUGAUUUAUUGGUGUACAUUAUUUCUCAAAAGUUCAGUCCACGCACGCGUAACGAGUGGAAUCUGCAACGCGGAAAAUCCAACGAGUUUCCGACUUAUGAAGAGAUUCGAGAAUUUAUGACCAUGCGUAUUCGAGGUCUCACCGAUCAUGCUAAAGUAAAUCCGGAUGCGUCUGUUAAUAAAAUUAAAACGUCCAAUCGCGCCUCCAUAAAUAAUGUGACCGCCGAUAAAUGCCUUCAUUGCUCCGGCAAUCACCGUCUCGUGCAAUGCGACGACUUCAAGCGAAAAUCGGUCGAAGAGCGAACUCAGAUCUGCAAACUAAAAAGGUGCUGUUUCAAUUGUUUGAAGAUCGGUCAUUUUCCGACCAAUUGUUCAAACACUAAACGAUGCACUUUAUGCCGACGAGCGCAUCACACUCUUUUACAUCGCGAUUCUAACGCUACAGUCCCGAAUACAGGCGAAAAUUCUACCGCCGAAAAGAAAAUGACGAUUUCAGCCCCAUCGAGCAGCUUAGCUGCUCCGGAGAGCAAACCUGCCGUCGCGUCGGUGCAAACCGUUAGUGCUCCGAUUAAAAACCCUCCGACCGUCUUACUCGCGACCGCGUGGGUAAUCCUCCGUACCAAUGAGGGUCGCAGUUUCAAGGUGCGCGCUUUAUUAGAUCAAGGUUCCGCAGUUAGUUUUGUAUCCGAAACACUAUGUCAAACGAUGCGUACCAAACGCUACCGAGCGAACCUCCGCGUACAUUGCUUCGGCGAACGAUACAGUGGCGUAGCGAAAUCUCGAGUAUCUCUCAUUCUCUCGUCUUGCAACGGGCAAGGCCCAUCCUUCCCCCUAAAUGCCUUCAUUUAUCAAAAAAUCACCUCUUACGCCGUGUCAAGGAAUAAGUCAAUCGAUUCUUGGCCGCACUUAAGUAACCUAUCCCUCGCGGAUGCUGACCCUUUCAGCAAUCAUCCGAUUCAUCUGCUUAUCGGGGCAGACUUAUACGGAUCUCUGUUAUUGCACCAAAUCAAGCAGGGCCCGAUCGGGACGCCGACGGCUCAACUCACCUCCUUAGGGUGGAUUUUAUCCGGGCCUACUGACGCUUCGGAAUUAAGCGACGGGUCCGUCCAAUCGAUGAACUGCGUUUCGGAACCCUCGAUCGAAUUUCUUCUCCAGAGAUUCUGGGAAAUCGAGGAAGUCUCUUCUGUCCCUCAGAUGUCAGAUGAAGACAAACGAUGCGAACAACAUUUUGUUGAAACACAUCAACGCGGCCCGGACGGUCGCUAUAUUGUACGGCUGCCCUUUAAAACCGAUCCUCCGCUCAGGAUCGGGGCCUCUCGCGAAACCACCGCGCUGUUAUAUUCUAAGUUAGAAAGCCGCUUACAAAAAAAUAAGGAUCUUGCCAAGCAAUAUCACGAAUUUUUAAACGACUAUGUGACGAAAGGUCAUAUGGAACUCGUUUCCGACUCCAAUCCGACGCGGUUUCCUCCCAUAUAUAUACCGCAUCAUCCUGUUUUACGCGAGUCCAGCAGCACGACUAAGCUUCGCGUAGUAUUUAACGCGUCGUGCAAAACCUCUAAUGGAACUACGCUAAAUGAUCAUCUAAUGACCGGGCCUAAAUUACAGCGUGAGUUGUCUACGAUCCUCCUUCGUUGGAGACAAUUUCGUUACGUAUAUACCGCGGAUAUCGAAAAAAUGUUUCGUCAAAUUCGCGUUCAUCCGGAUGACGUUGAUUUCACUCGAAUUCUCUGGCGAUCAAGAGACGAUUGUCCAAUUCAAUCUUAUCGGCUUUUAACCGUCACGUACGGUACUGCUCCGGCUCCGUAUCUCGCGAUGCGAGUCGUCAAUCAAUUGGCUCUUGACGACGGCUCCUCGUUUCCACUCGCGCGAGAGAUUAUACAAAAUUCCCUCUAUGUUGACGACGUACUAUUCGGCGCCGACAACAUCCAGUUGCUCCGCGAAAGUCGGGAUCAGCUUACGAAGCUAAUGACGCGAGGCGGAUUUCAUUUAAGGAAAUGGGCCGCGAAUUUAAAGGAAUUAUUGGAGGAUAUACCUCCUGGAGAACACGAACUCGCGAUUGAGCACCCGUUUGAUAAAGACAACACGCUCAAGGUACUUGGUCUCGCGUGGAUUCCCAAUGAAGAUGCCUUUCGAUUCCAUAUCGAACCACCGUCGCUCGGAGUAAAUACAAAACGCUCCGUUCUGUCGUUCAUCGCGCGUUUUUUCGAUCCGCUAGGAUGGGCGUCUCCGGUAACAAUUACCGCGAAGAUCUUAAUACAGGAACUUUGGAUUCAAAAGUACGAUUGGGAUUCUCCUAUCGCGGACGCAUUACUUCCGUCGUGGAAAAGGUAUUAUACGGAACUUACGGAGUUAAAGGAAAUUCGCAUACGUCGAUGGACCGGUAUGCUUCCGGAGCACAUGGGCGUCGAAUUACACGGAUUCGCAGACGCUUCGAACCGCGCUUACGCUGCGGUCGUCUAUUUAAAAAUCCUACGGUCGCCUGGUGAAGUUUCGAUUACUUUGUUAACGGCUAAAUCAAAAGUAGCUCCAAUUAAAACGAUUAGUGUUCCGCGACUAGAAUUAAACGCGAUUGUCUUACUAACACGCUUGCUGGAAUCAGUGCAGAAUUCAUUAGACCUAAAACAUAUCCCGACGUACGGAUGGUCGGAUUCUUCCGUCGCUCUCGCUUGGCUCCAAGGACAUCCUUCGAGAUGGAACUCGUAUGUCGCGAAUCGCGUAUCGGAAGUACAAACGCGUCUUCCGUCCAUUAAAUGGAAUCAUGUUCCGUCUAAAGACAACCCAGCGGAUUGCGCGUCUCGAGGCUUAUCGCCCGCGGAAUUCCGAGAGUUUGAACUUUGGUGGUCUGGUCCCGCCUGGUUACACGCACACUCUCCCGCAUGGCCGAACCGAAAUAAAUUCCAAGCUCAGCUCGAUACUAAUCAAGUUUUCAUUGAGUCCGAAUCUCGCAAAAUUAACGUGUGUCUCAUACAAAAGAUACAAGAAUGGGAAUUGCCGAACGACGUUUCCACAUUCACUAAAUUAGUUAGAGUCACCGCGUACGUAAAGCGUUUUGUCUUCAACUCCCGAUGUCGCGUUUCCGGACUAGACAAAUGCACCGGAAGACUAUCUGCGUCCGAAAUCAAGGGUGCGUCCGUGUUUUGGCUGCGUUACGCGCAACACAUCAGCUUUUCGUCCGAAUUCCACGCUCUAAGCAACUCCAGGUCGAUCGCCAAAUCUAGCGCGUUACGAUCUCUUCACCCCGUUCUCGGGGAGGAUAAAUUAAUCCGCCUUGGCGGGCGGAUCGAAAACUCAUCGUUAACUUAUAACGAGCGUCAUCCGGUUGUAUUACCGAAACACCGAAUUUCGGAUCUAUUAAUUGCGCGCGCGCAUAAAGAUUCUCUUCACGGCGGCACACAACUGACCCUCCGAAUCCUGCGUCAAAACUACUGGAUUCUUUCGGCCCGUACUAGCGUCAAAUCGCAUAUACACAAUUGUGUAAGAUGCGUCCGUGAACGCGCGCUCACGACGCAGCAACUGAUGGGGAACCUUCCCAAACCUCGCGUCUCCCCAUCGGCCCCGUUCUCGCACACGGGCGUCGAUUACGCCGGACCUAUGAAUAUAAUCCCGACGGUCGGUCGAGGACAACGCACUCGGAAAUAUUACGUUGUCGUGUUCAUCUGUCUUGCGACUAAAGCGAUUCAUUUAGAGUAUGUGGACGACUACGCUACCGCCGGGUUUCUCGCCGCGUUUAAACGAUUCGUAAGUCGUCGCGGUCUACCGUCCGAUAUCUAUAGCGACAACGGAACUAAUUUCCAAGGUGCUGAUCGCGAGUUAGCUAUCGCGUUUCAGCGAUUGGUCGCUGACCCUCAGCUCCAAGACUCCAUUGCUACCGACAAUAUCACUUGGCAUUUUAUCCCUCCCGCUGCUCCACAUUUUGGUGGACUUUGGGAAGCCGGCGUAAAAGGAUUAAAGUAUCACCUUAAAAGAAGUAUCGGAUCUCGCACGUUAUCGCAACUCGAAUUCGCUACGUUACUGUGUCAAAUUGAGGCAUGUUUAAAUUCCCGACCUAUCUCCGCGUUACAUGACGAUCCGACUGAUUUUUCCGUCUUAACCCCGGGUCACUUUUUGAUCGGUCGUCCGUUGGUCUGUCCCCCUGAGGAAUCGACUUUAGACAUCGACUCAAACCGAUUGUCGCGAUGGCAACAAGUACGCGCUAUACUCGAGAGGAUCUGGCGAACGUGGUCAUCUGAUUAUUUGCAUACGCUGCAACAAAGGCAGAAAUGGCGGGAGAAUCAACCUGAAUUAAAGGUCGAUGAGUUGGUCCUCUUAAAAAAUAAUUCCCUGCCACCGUCUAAGUGGGAACUCGCUCGAAUAAUCGAGGUCCAUCCUGGAGCAGAUCAUCACGUUCGCGUCGUCUCGUUACGCACCGAGAAAACGAAACUAAAACGACCAAUCACGCAGAUCUGCCGACUACCUAUCCACCGUGACGCCGGCUCUUAA
Molecule: messenger RNA, 5241 nt
Organism: Vollenhovia emeryi
Lineage: Eukaryota; Metazoa; Arthropoda; Insecta; Hymenoptera; Formicidae
Exons: 1
Coding region: 1-5241 (1746 amino acids)
Biological process (GO): DNA integration
Molecular function (GO): nucleic acid binding
Source: RefSeq, a predicted model, not a curated record